Messenger RNA from Trichomonas vaginalis G3, 816 nucleotides. Its product is annotated as phage tail repeat-like family. Lineage: Eukaryota; Parabasalia; Trichomonadida; Trichomonadidae. The transcript has a single exon. The record is from RefSeq and is a predicted model, not a curated record. The annotation marks the transcript as partial.
UUAAACGUUAGCCUUGAAAAGAAGGCAGAUAAGAACCAUACACACGAUUUCUUCGCAACUGUUGGUAUAGAAAAUAUUGCAGGAACGGUUGAAGAACCUGAUGGAACUGGUGGGGAUGCAUUGUAUUGGAAACCUCCUAACUUUCCACAAGGUUUAACAUCGGAGGAUGACAUAACGACGAUGAAAUACACUAGAUGUAGAAAUGUCUAUGUCAUGGAGGAUGAAAACAAAGUUAAAUUCACUGCUCAAGAUUUAUAUGAUAAAAAAGCUGACAAAACAUAUGUUAACGAUGAGUUAGAUAAAAAAGCUGACAAAACAUAUGUUAACGAUGAGUUAGAUAAAAAAGCAGACAAAACAGAGCUUCAAACAUUAAAGACAGAAAUACUUCAAACAGUAUAUCCUAUAGGUUCUAUUUACACGUCAAUGAACUCUACCAGACCAGAAGUAGUACUUGGUUUUGGAACUUGGACUCAAAUAGUCGACAGGUUUUUGUAUUGUGCAAACUCUUCAAAGGAAACAGGCGGAAGUAAAACGAUUUCAGGUGAAAACUUACCUGCACACAGUCACUACAUAAAUUUAAGUACAUCUGAAGCAGGUUUGCAUAGUCAUAGAUUUUGGGAUUGGUCAGGAAUGACAAAAGGUAAAGGAUAUGAUGUUAAAGAGGACGUUAAGUUUGCUAUAAAUUGUUACUGGAGUAACACUGAGGUAGGAGGAAUCCAUUCACAUCGCAUUUCAGGGUAUACGCAAACAACGGGACAAAGUAAAGACUACAUGCCACCUUACAUGACAGUUUACGCAUGGUAUAGAAAUGCUUAG